Eufriesea mexicana is the source of this 1578-nucleotide messenger RNA. Its product is annotated as protein croquemort. The transcript is spliced from 9 exons. Bases 103 to 1578 code for a protein of 491 amino acids. Gene Ontology annotation, molecular function: scavenger receptor activity. Lineage: Eukaryota; Metazoa; Arthropoda; Insecta; Hymenoptera; Apidae. The record is from RefSeq and is a predicted model, not a curated record. Gene Ontology annotation, cellular component: membrane; cytoplasm.
UUUACCAUUGGACGUAACAUUCUGUCCCAGUGCAUCUUAAUAACGUGGCGGUCUAUGACCAGUAGUAAUAUUUAACAGCGAUCAAAACAGUCACAUAAAAAGAUGAAGAAUUAUAAAAAACUUGCUAUAAUUUUUUCUGUAGGUGUACUGUUGACAGUUUUUGGAUUAGUUGUAGCAAUUCUUUGGGCUACAAUCUAUUCAUCAAUCUUAAGUAAGCAAUUAACAUUAUCACCUCAAUCUACAACUUAUAUGUUUUGGAAAGAAACACCUAUUCCUAUGUAUUUAAAAUUAUACAUGUUUAAUUUAACUAAUCAAGAAGAUUUUACAUCAAUUAAUGGUGCAAAACCAAAUUUUGUAGAAAUGGGCCCUUAUGUAUUUAGAGAAGUUGAUUAUAAAGUAGAACAAAAAUGGCAUGAAAAUGAUACCAUAACAUUUCAAAGAAAAAGGAUAUGGCAUUUUGAUGAAUCUCUAUCAGUAGGACCUUUAACAGAUAAAGUAACUAAUGUAAACCCUGUGACUGCUAGUGUUGCAUAUGCAUUAAGAUAUAAAAAUCCUUUUCUCCGUGAUGUAGUAGAUAAAAUGAUGAAAGCAAUAAGACAAAAGUUAAUAAUAACCAAAACUGUUAAUGAAUUACUUUUCGAAGGUUAUGAUGAUCUUAUGCUAAAACUUGCUCGAAAAAUGAAUGUUACUGAAAUUCCAUUUCCCAAAUUUGGGUGGUUUUAUGGGCGAAAUGGUUCUGCAUCAUAUGAUGGAACAUUUAAUAUGUUAACUGGUAAAACCAAUUUAUUGGAAUUAGGAAUAGUGAAAGAAUGGAACUUUCAGGACAGAGUAAGUUAUUAUCCUGGAGAAUGUGGAAUAGUACGAGGAACAAAUGGUGAUUUAUGGCCACCAUUGCCUGAUAAUAAGACCAUCACUUUCUUUAUAUCUGAUAUUUGCACGAGUAUGUCACUAACAUAUGAUAAUGCAACUAGUUAUAAAGGAAUAAGGGGUGCUAGGUAUAUUAGCGAUAGUACGAUACUCGAUAAUGGUACGAACGUACCAUCACGUCAUUGUUAUUGUGAAGGAGAAUGCAUUCCCUCUGGAGCAUUAAAUAUUUCAUUAUGUAAGUGGGGUGCUCCAGCAUUCAUCAGUUUACCACAUUUUUAUUUGGCAGACCCAAGUUAUACUAACAAUAUUGAAGGAAUGAAACCUGAUAAAGAAAAACACCAAAUUUCGUUAUCCCUAGAACCGAAAACAGGCGUCCCGUUAAAUGUGAGUGCUCAGCUACAAUUAAAUUUAUUGGUCAAACAAGACAGUAUUAUGAGCAUGUUUAAGAAUAUUAAAACAACAUUUGUACCCAUGUUAUGGUUUACUCAAGAAGUUUAUUUAACUGAUGAUUAUGCUCGGUUAAUUAAGUUCAUCAGUAUUCUGGAAUCUUUGGGCAGCAUAACUUUCUAUGGUAUUGCCGCUAUUGGCAUUUUAAUUAUCUCUAUUGGAUUCUUCUUAUAUAUUAAACAUAAUUUAAGAGGAGAAGAAAAUCAAGUUUUAUUGUCACGAAGUUUUACUGAUAAUGAUGACGUUGCCAAUAUUAAUGGAUGA